ACAGAAAAUAGAAGAAACUGAAAGUAAGAAGGAAGAAAGAAGGCGUAAUGGCGAAGUAAAUAAAGCUUGCGAUCAGCAGCAUUGUUGUGAAGAACGCUUAAAGUUUAAGCGUAUAUUUUGGUUAAUUAUUAUUUUCAACUGUUAGAAUUUUAACUCGGUGCUCAGGAACUGUUUUUAUCAAACCUAAUAUAAUCAUGUCUUCUGGACGUCCAAUUAAAUGUGUUGUCGUUGGAGAUGGCACUGUUGGUAAAACCUGCAUGUUGAUAUCAUACACCACUGAUAGUUUUCCUGGUGAAUAUGUUCCCACAGUAUUUGACAAUUACUCCGCCCCCAUGGUUGUAGAUGGUAUUCCUGUCAGUUUAGGGCUUUGGGAUACAGCAGGUCAAGAAGAUUAUGAUCGCCUACGUCCUCUAUCCUAUCCCCAGACUGACGUCUUCCUCAUCUGCUUUAGUGUAACAAGUCCUUCAUCUUUUGAAAACGUAACUUCAAAAUGGUAUCCCGAAAUAAAACAUCAUUGUCCAGAUGCUCCAAUGAUUCUUGUUGGUACCAAAAUUGAUUUAAGAGAUGACCGUGAAACACUUACUCUUCUCUCAGAGCAAGGUUUAUCGCCAAUUAAGCGAGAACAAGGUCAAAAGCUUGCUAAUAAAAUUCGAGCAGUUAAAUAUAUGGAAUGUUCUGCACUUACUCAGAGGGGUUUAAAACAGGUAUUUGAUGAGGCUGUGCGUGCUGUUCUUCGACCUGAACCACAGAAAAGAAGGCAGAGAAAGUGUAUUGUCAUGUAAGCUCUUCACAUACCAAAAGUGACAGAUUAUCUUGCAUCUCCAUCAAGGUAAAUAGGAAUUGUGCUUCAGGGUACAAUAGCUAAUCAGACACACCAUCCACAGCUUUGCUCAAGUGUCCAAUAUCUCAUACAUCACAGUUCCAAUAUACAUAUUUCACUUUAUUUAAAGAGAAUGAUUUCUUUUUUUUUUUUUAAACAAGAACUUGUACUGCAAACUUGCUUGAGGUUCAGAACACAUUCUAAUAAGUGCCAUUUUUUAAAAUAUUUUUUAUCUUAUGCUGUGACUUCUUGCUGUUUCUACUUUGUUGGAGAACCCAAGUGAAAUUUUUACUUAGCCGUGACAUUAUGUUGUGGUUUUAUAGUUUGUCAGCAACAAAUCUUUCUGGCUUUUCAAGGCUUCUUCAAAAUACAAAAAAUACAGCAGUGGGGAAAAACUCUGAAAAAUGGAAGUAGUUAAUCAAUUUCUACUGUGUUUGAGCUAAUCAGCUUCAUUUGGUAAUGUCCAUGAAAUUUGUAAUAAAAUUAGGUAUGUUGUUCAUAUCUAUACACAUUCUUGUUAGUCUAAAUUUUUAAAACUUUGGUGUAUCUUAUUCCACUGUGGAUUGCCAUGAGAAUAUGAAAUCUGUGAUCACACAGAUUUUUAAUCCCAAUAGUUAUUUCAAUGUACAAAAUAAAAAUAACUGGCUUUGAUGGGCACUCAUGUGCACUGUUCCAAUGUGCAAUGAAUCAAGUUUUUUAAUAAAUUCAACUUUCUUUCUUAUUUGAUUUAGAAAUAUGAAUAGAUGGAGCCUUUUACUAUCUUGCUUCUAUUCUAUUCUUGUUAAACUACAUGUGUGUCUUAUUAACAUGUAACUCGGACUUGAAAUUUUUCAAUUUAUUUUGAUAGUUUUCUCUUAAUUUAUAAAACCUCAUACUCAUUUUUGUACCCACUUACAAUUAUGUGUAGUACAUAUGUUUGUUUGUGUGUUUUCUUUAUCGACUGAUUUGCACAAUAUGUUUUCUCUAAUUUAUUUUCCUUUGUAUAUUUGACAUCUUUGUGUCCAUUAAUUUUAUUGACUCUAUCCUUCCUAUUGUGUUACAUAGUUUAAUUUGUUCCUUCCUAAUGUCCCAACAUAGCUGUUAUUCUUGUUGUUAAAAAAUUUUUGCUGAUCUUGUGACAGUUUCUACCUCCCAUUUGUAAAGCAGAGUGAGUUUAUAGUGGUUGGGUGUUGUUUGGAGCUGUCUAAUCCAAACAUCUCCUUCUGUUUGUGAGGUUGUUAGCUUUAGGCAAUGGUCCUAUUGGUUCGAUUGGAUGUAAAUUUUUUUAAUCACUGCCUCCACCAUCAUUGUUCAAUCUUGAUUGCGGAUGUCCCCUGCUUUAAAUCUGACAUUAUGUUUCUGUCACUAGAUGAUGAAUUAGCUACAUGACAUCUUUUUACACUGCUUUUUUGAUAAGUCUGAUGAUAUGUGAUCAUGUAUCCCCUUUUUUCCUUACUCAUUUUAUCUCUAUGAGUGUGUGUAUUUUCUUUUCCUGUUUAACUUAUUUGCACUCAUGUGUAUGGUUUUGCAGUGUGAACUUUUUUUUCUUCUGAAGUUAAUUUAUGUCAGUAGGCUUGAUGUUAAUGUAUUGGUAGCAUAUUCCAAUGCUUGUGAACCGCUAUCUCUCCCCUCCUAUGCAAUGGGGAAAGCAUGUGCAGUAAUAUGAAUGAACUUUAAAAUCUCUUCCACUCAGUUCCCACCUAGUCCCAAAAAACAUUUGGGGUGAAAUUGAUUGUGAGAGCAAGCUCAAUAUUGAUGGCAUACCUUUAAAUGCCCAAUGAUUCACUCAUUUCGGAUUUAAAUAAGUUCAGUUUUGCCUAAUCAUAAGGUUUUUGGUUAAAUAUCCCAUUCAUAUAUCAGUAAGAUAAGAUAACCAAUUUCAAAAUCAAUAUGCUACCAAUUUAUCCUAGCCACAGCAUUUAGAGGCCUCAAUAUGGUACACUUUUCACACUAGUGUUGUAUAUUUGUUUCAAUAAGUUUACAGCACCUGUGAACCACGUCAUUGGAGGUGCUAGUCAGAAACCAAAGUAGGCUGUAGUUGGUAAACUAGAGUGUUGCCUUGUUAUAACAUAAUCUAGUCAGUGUAUGCCUAUGUUUUGAUUUUUAGCACAUACACUUAUAUCCCAAAUGUAUUAAUUGUUUAGGUGUUACAUUCAGACAUGUCGUAGAGCAGAGACCAAACAGUACGCUUUGUAUUCUGGUUCUGAAUUUGUUCCUCAAGAUUACAUUGUUGAUACUUUUGAUUGUUCCUGUGCUCAACCACUUUUUAAAGAAUGGUGUAAGAGAUGAAGCUGCUUUCCCUCUGGCCUAGCAGGCCUAGGUCAGUGAAAAGGGCCAGAUUUAACUUUUUAUCCACAUUAGGUCAGUUAAAAGAGGAUCAGAACCAACUUUUAUUCACAUUCUUGGUAUUCCUCAAUGCUUUGUCAUAAUUAAACUCCAUGAAUUUUACAGUUUAUGGGCAACAUUUAUAACCCAUUGAGUGAUUCUAAAUUAAUAAUUUAUUGUGUGAAAUACUAACAAAUUGCAGACUUUUGUGAAUUUGUAUAUUUGACCAUUUUUUUUACAGACACUUUGACAUGUUUGUCUGUGAUCCACCUGCAGUUCUGCCUAGCAGUUAAUUUCAUAUAUUUUGGGUAUUUUACUAUUUUCAUGUUGAGUUUUCCAUCUUUCUUCCUUUUAUAUCAGUGUCAUGUUUUACUUUAGUAAUGUAACCUGUCAACCCUUGUGACCAGCAAGAUGAAUGUUUAUUUGUCAUUUGUAAUAUUACUACAUAUAUAUUAUCUAUAUAAACAAUAAAUUAAUACAUUUCAAUUUGA
This is a messenger RNA of Frankliniella occidentalis (western flower thrips), 3615 nucleotides long. RefSeq names its product ras-related C3 botulinum toxin substrate 1 (gene Mtl). Bases 195 to 782 code for a protein of 195 amino acids. Gene Ontology annotation, biological process: small GTPase-mediated signal transduction. The record is from RefSeq and is a predicted model, not a curated record. The transcript has 6 exons. Lineage: Eukaryota; Metazoa; Arthropoda; Insecta; Thysanoptera; Thripidae. Gene Ontology annotation, molecular function: GTP binding; GTPase activity.